AGUCUAAACAGGAAUCGGAAAUGUUUUUUUUUAGAAUGAAAAUGCAAUGUGAAUGUCGACUUGGUCCUCCAACAGAUGUACUAGCUAGCACUACGGUCUGGGGCAACCAUGCCUAUUGAAAGUAGUCACUAGAACAAUCGCUAUCUGCUGUACUAAGAGACGUGUGUUAUCAACAACAUGAGGUCUAUUUUGGCAGGCUUCCUAGCCAGUGCGACUGCUGUUUCCACAACGGUCUCCAGCGCGAAGGGGGUUAACAGCGAGAAUUCACACAGUAUCACGGGGACAGCCGAUGCCGGGGUUGUUUCUGCUGACGAAUCGUCGCAAGCGUCAACCGCCGCUGAAGGGGAGAGCAGGUAUAGUAGGCUCUAGCAGCCGCUCCCGCUUGCUGCAACUUUCGAUGAUUUCCGUUUUAGCCAAAAAGAUAGCUAUCAAGAGGCGAAUACGAUUGCUCUCACGCAAGUUGUCAUCAGUUCAAGCCCUCGAAAUAAAGCACGAUAUUAAAUGAGCAGGACUACAUGCAAAUUCUACAUCAGCUUUCUUCACCGUGUCCUGUCGGAGUGGGUCCCGCCGUGGGUCUCCAAUCCCAACGUUCCAAACCCGAGCCAAUUGAAGCGCAGCAAAGCUCAGCAGCUGCAGCUCACGAUGCUCAAAGUGGAUUCCGAUUCCCCGGAUUCGCAGCACCCCGGGUCACCUGUCUCGGGUGUCCCUCCGAUGCCCGAUGCGAACGCGCUCCCGUACGACCACGUUGACGUCCUGCAGCAAACAGGGCAGCAGCACCGGGAUAAUGCCGAGCAGGGGAAUAAAGUGGACCUGCCGCAAAUUUCACUUUCGGCUUCCUCGCCCACGUCGUCGGGCACGUCCCCUCAGAUGUUGCCCACGACUGUGAACGUGACGCUCGACUACCUCCGCGAACAGUACGAAAUCGAAGCGGAGAGUCGUUUGCACGGGGUCAAGCACAACUUCGAAGUGCCGUUACUUGCCUCGGACGACGACGUGCGGAGCGCGGCCGUUGCCACCGAGGCCGGGGCCGGGUUGUUGGCGGCCACGAAAUCUGCCAGUGACGACAAUUUCUCGAACACCUACAACCUGUUGGACUACGACAAAGUGCUGGCCUUCCUCUCCCUGAAGUCGUUCGAAGACUUCGCGGCGCUGUUCUUCUACCUCGCCGCCGCUUUCACCCUGUACUACUGGUGCUGGUACCGCGGAAAAUCCGCAGGAACCGGCUCCGGAGCUGCGACGGUGAUGGGGGGCAUGAUGAGCACAAACAAGAAGCAACUGCAGAUGACGAACCGCAAGCUGUUCCGGGGGGAGCCGGAAGAUCUUGACUCGGUGAAAAUCAAGAAGUACGCAAACGACGACUUCGACGACGAUUUGUAA
Messenger RNA from Amoebophrya sp. A120, 1377 nucleotides. The record is from the annotation of a GenBank genome assembly. Lineage: Eukaryota; Dinophyceae; Syndiniales; Amoebophryaceae.